AUGUCGAUUCCCAACGAAGCUCUGCAGAAGCUUCUGCAAGAAAUCGAGGUCCAGGCUAUCACCUCCCAACAACAAAUCGGCGUUACGAAGGCGCAGAUCACAACUAAGCAGAGAGACAUCCGCAUGCUGGAGCUCACAUCCAAGGAAAUCGGCUCUUUGCCUAAGGAUACAAGGGUAUAUGAGGGCGUUGGCAAGAUGUUUGUGGCUGUCCCCAUGAACACGAUCGACAAGCGCCUGUCAAGCGAGAGCGGAGAUCUGAAGACGGAUAUUGCUGGCUUGGAAAAGAAGCUGCACUACCUGGAAAUGACACACAAGAACAGCCGGGAGAACCUGGAGCAGAUUCUGAAGUCCGGUGGAAAGGCGUGA
Molecule: messenger RNA, 366 nt
Organism: Aspergillus neoniger CBS 115656
Lineage: Eukaryota; Fungi; Ascomycota; Eurotiomycetes; Eurotiales; Aspergillaceae
Product: putative prefoldin subunit 1
Exons: 3
Coding region: 1-366 (121 amino acids)
Biological process (GO): protein folding
Cellular component (GO): cytoplasm; prefoldin complex
Molecular function (GO): protein folding chaperone
Source: RefSeq, a predicted model, not a curated record